AUGGAGUCGACCGGGUACAAAAUUGUCAGCACCAGUUCGGCCCUAAAACCUGAGCUUAUUGAAUCUGUCAAGGAGGCGAUAGGACCGGACCAGCUGUCUGGGCAAUUAUCAGGAGGCUAUGCAAAUCCCUCUAAGCACUGGGAAGGAGGGAGGUCCGAUGCGCUGUUUGAUCAGUGCGCAGAGCAUGGUCUUGAUGUAGACGCGUUAAUUAAUGGUGGCUUACGGAAAGGCUACCAGCAAGUCAUACACCAACCAGUCCGAGUCGUCCGGUUCCUGCCAAAUACACUAAUGAUGGGUCCCAUGAGAGCCCAUCCGAGUCCAAACUCCAUCUCAAUAUUCCGGCCCCUUUACGAUUCUGUUGGGCCGGAGAAUGGAAUGUUCAAAAUCUACCCGUGCUCCCAGUCUCUUACAAAGGCAGAAAUUGAAGGCAGGUCAAGCGAGGUCCGUCUCGACCCCCAUCAGGCUCUGGUCACUCUUGGCCCACUUUGGGUGGAACCUGUUCAUAGUGGUGGUGGUGUCAUUAUUUGGAAAGGCUGCUCAGAAAGUCCGGUUGGGAUGGACACUUUUGGUGACCAUGUUCUACCUUUUAUGAAACAACACGAACAGGAUUGA
Molecule: messenger RNA, 612 nt
Organism: Aspergillus affinis
Lineage: Eukaryota; Fungi; Ascomycota; Eurotiomycetes; Eurotiales; Aspergillaceae
Exons: 2
Coding region: 1-612 (203 amino acids)
Source: RefSeq, a predicted model, not a curated record